Molecule: messenger RNA, 639 nt
Organism: Apiotrichum porosum
Lineage: Eukaryota; Fungi; Basidiomycota; Tremellomycetes; Trichosporonales; Trichosporonaceae
Exons: 2
Coding region: 1-639 (212 amino acids)
Source: RefSeq, a predicted model, not a curated record
AUGUUCUCUCUUCAGCUACAGGUUCUCAUGUCGGUAAGAGAAUUUGAGCAGAUAUCCUUCCGCGCCCAGGAGGCUGCGAUGGAGGACCGCCCCACAAUCAUCAACGUGGACGGCACGGCUGCGCAAAAGGCCCUCUUUUACCAGCACAAGGAAUACCUAGAAGCCGAUGAGCAAACUUUGGACGCCCUUAUCUUGUCCAUUCACACUGGGGCUCAGCAUGACCCACAGUUUGACCAGUGGACGACGAAACUCUCGGUCGGGAAGAUCAGUAACGAGACUCUGACCGCCCACGUGAGAUCGAUGGAGGCCAGCAUCGCCCAUCUCGUGUCCAGUGUCACCGACAUGCAGAAUCUUCUCCUCCGCCUGUACCACGAACGCGAUGAGCUCGUCAAAUACGUCACUGGCAACGAUGCUUCUAGCCUUCAACAGAUUCUUCACGACAGUCAUCAAAAUAUCACUCAGCUGAGAAACGAGAUCACGCUUCACAUUGCCUAUCAGGAGGAACUUCUCGUGCUGCGGACAGGCCACGUCACUGCACUCAUCGAAUACCUUGCCGACAGCGACGCCAUCGCCACUAGGAUGACGACCAAGGUGGAGCACCUUCGCACCUUGUCCUCCGCCUGUACUACCCGCAAGUGA